This is a messenger RNA of Drosophila erecta, 990 nucleotides long. RefSeq names its product seminal metalloprotease 1. The transcript has a single exon. Lineage: Eukaryota; Metazoa; Arthropoda; Insecta; Diptera; Drosophilidae. Gene Ontology annotation, molecular function: metalloendopeptidase activity; zinc ion binding. The record is from RefSeq and is a predicted model, not a curated record. Bases 29 to 814 code for a protein of 261 amino acids. Gene Ontology annotation, biological process: proteolysis.
GUCUAGUUCGUGGAACCCAACUGGCAAGAUGUCGAGGGCUUUAAUAAUAUUUGUGCUCCUGCUGCAAGUAGUACUUAACUCUGGCAAACCCCUGCCAGCAGGUGUCUACGAUCCGGAGGAGGCAGGUGGUUUUGUCGAGGGUGAUAUGAUUCUUACGGAGGAGCAGCAGAGAAAUCUUGAGCAGAGUGGUCCCAAGGCUCGCAAUGGGCUCAUCAACACCGAAAAGAGAUGGCCUGGGAAUGUGGUGGUUUACAGGAUAUCGGAUGAUUUUGACACCGCGCACAAGAAGGCCAUCCAAACUGGCAUCGAAUCCUUGGAGCUGCACACUUGUUUGAGGUUUAGGGAAGCCACCGAUGAGGAUAAGGCCUACUUGACGGUUACGGCCAAUUCUGGAGGAUGCUAUACAGCCGUCGGCUACCAAGGUGCCCCACAGGAAAUGAAUCUGGAAAUUUACCCGCUGGGCGAAGGCUGUUUCCGGCCGGGAACGAUCCUGCAUGAGUUCAUGCAUGCCCUGGGAUUCUAUCACCAACAGAGCUCGGCCAUUCGAGAUGAUUUCAUAAACGUGGUAUACGAAAACAUAGUGCCGGGCAAGGAAUUCAAUUUCAAAAAGUAUGACGACACAGUCGUCACCGAUUUCGAAGUUGGCUACGACUACGACAGCUGUCUGCAUUAUCGACCAGGAGCCUUCUCCAUCAACGGCGAGGAUACCAUAGUUCCCCUGGAUCCCAAUGCGGUAAUUGGACAGCGAGUGGGUCUUAGCUCCAAGGAUAUCGACAAGAUCAAUAUUAUGUACAAGUGCCCUAUUUUGCUGUGAUCCUAAAUCGGGUCUACUAUUUACCUAGUCAAUUGUGAUAUGUAUAUACAAGUAUAUUUAUACCUAUAUCAGCCACUGACUGAAGCGAUUAGAUCGGUUUUAUUGAUAUACGCUGUCAAUGUCAUUACGGUCUGAACUAUUUAUAAAGAAGUGUAAAUUAAAGCCAUACCCCUUAA